Molecule: messenger RNA, 894 nt
Organism: Thermochaetoides thermophila DSM 1495
Lineage: Eukaryota; Fungi; Ascomycota; Sordariomycetes; Sordariales; Chaetomiaceae
Exons: 2
Coding region: 1-894 (297 amino acids)
Source: RefSeq, a predicted model, not a curated record
AUGCACCGCUCUCUCCUCCUUACCCUCCUCACCACCGCGAUAGCGGUCCUCGCCCGACCUCCAAGCCGCCACCCCCAUUCCCCCUCCGCCGCUGCCGCACCAGGCACCAUCAAAUGCCCCAUCAUCUUCGACGGCCGCAUAAAAACCACCACCCAGCUCACUGACUUCGACAGCUACAGCACGUCCCCCUUCAACCCGGACUACGUCAAAGGCCAAACCCUCAAAUGGUCCGACAUCAUCAAGUUCCCCUCUGUGUCUCCAUCUCGUUUCGACGACCCCGACCAACACAAACCCAUUGAAGUCACCAUCAGCGACGCAAGCAUCUUCAUGAACCAGCGCGGGUUCCGUCGGGCCGGGCUCCAAUUUCAGGGGGACAGCAACACUGGCAGUGCGGGUAGCAAGGGCGUCAAGACGAUUCAUUUUAGUGUUAGGUGGGAUAAUGCCCGGCCGUUGAACUUGAGCCAUGAGUAUUUGAACGUGUGGCAUGAGACGGCGGACUACUCGGCGAAUCAGUUUAAUUUCGAAGGAGGUGCGAUUCUUGGGCAGACGCAGUUGCCGGCGGACACGUGGAAGGUGUUGGAUCGGAAUAAUAGGCAGAUCUGGGCGGUGAAGAUUGAGAGGGAGGGGUGGCAGAAUUUCGCGAUUACGGUGGAUUAUGAGAAGAAUACUCUGCAAGUCUACUACUCCAAGGAUGAUGAGCCCCUGACCGCGGUAACCAGCGCUGUGUACAACAACAAUGCGGGUGAGGGUCAGUUCCAAAUUGGUAUUCUGAAGAAACCGACGGGGACCAGUGAUGUGGUGAACUCGGGCUAUCAGUCACCUAAUCUUGAUGAGGGGCUUCUCUAUGGAGGACUCUUUGUGGAAGACAGCGCUGGCGGGUGUGUGUCUUUGUGA